GAGGCGGCUAACGGACAAGAAGCGCUGGAAACCUUCUACAGCCGUUUUAAUCAACCUAGCAGUUUUUUAUAAGUUAAUAACAUAAUAUUUUGUUCGCCCCGGCCUCAAGAUGGAGUCCGCCCCGUUUCCAGAGGAGGUUUCAGAGAGGAAAGUGUGUGUUGUCGGCUCGGAGCUGGUGGAGAACUACACUGUCUAUAUAAUUGAGGUGACUGAUGGAGAGCACAAGUGGACUGUGAAGCACCGCUACAGUGACUUUCACGACCUACACGAGAAGCUGACGGCAGAGAAGAAGGUGGACCGACGGCUUCUUCCUCCAAAGAAGAUGUUGGGGAAGAACUCGAAGAGUCUGGUGGAGCGGCGGCAGAAAGAGCUGGAACUCUACCUGCAGACGCUGCUGCAGCAGUUUCCACAGGCUACGCCCACUCCGCUUGCCUGCUUCCUGCACUUUCACCUCUAUGAGAUCAACGGCAUCACAGCAGCACUGGCUGAGGAGUUGUUCCAUAAAGGUGAGCAGUUGUUGCAGGCUGGCGAGGUGUUUUCUCUCCGUCCUCUGCAGCUUUACUCCGUCUCCCAGCAGCUACGUCUGGCCAAACCAACCUGCUGUAACGGAGACGCCAAAACUGACCUGGGACACAUCCUUGACUUCACCUGCAGGCUGCGAUACCUGAAGAUGUCUGGUACCAGAGGUCCAGUAGGAACCAGUAACAUUCAGGAGAGCAGUCUUCCCUUCGACCUGUCUGUUUUCAAAUCACUGCUUCAGAUAGAGAUCAGUGAGUGCAGCUCGCGGCAGAUUCGAGGUCUGCCGUCUCUGAGGUCGAGUUUGGCAACUCUGAGUAUCCAUUACUCCACAGAAACUAUGAUGUCGAUCCUGGUCCCUGAAGCGAGCGAGUUCUCCCAGUGGGAGGCUGAGGGGGCGGAGUCUGGCUGCCCCGUCACAGCUGUCAUCCCCGUGUGGAGAAACCUGACCACGCUGGACAUGAGCCACAACUGCAUCAGCACCAUCGACAGCUCCGUGAAACUGAUUCCAAAGGUGGAGUUUCUGGAUCUGAGCUACAACCAGCUGUCCACAGUGGAAAACCUCCAGCACCUGUACAACCUGGUCCACGUGGAUCUGUCCUAUAACAGCCUGCGGGUCCUGGAAGCUGCUCACACUCGGCUGGGCAACAUCAAAACCCUGAGCCUGGCUGGCAACCAGCUGGACCAACUAACCGGCCUCACCAAGCUCUACUCUCUGGUCAACCUGGACCUCAGCCACAACCGGCUGGCCCAGUUGGAGGAGAUCAGGAACAUCGGCUCGCUGCCCUGUCUGGAGAAACUCAACCUGUCCAGUAACCCCAUGUGCAUCAUCCCAGACUACAGAACCAAAGUCCUGGCCCAGUUUGGAGACCGCGCUGCAGAGGUUUGUCUGGACGGUAAAGUGACGACAGAAAAGGAGCUGGACACAGUGGAAGUGUUGAAAGCCAUUCAGAAAGCCAAAGAAGUGAAAGACCGGAUGAGCAGCUGCGACAAGAAGAUCAGUGAGGAGACCAGGCUGUCUGCCGCUGCACCUCCUCACCUCUCCUCCUCUCCCCCCUCCUCCUCCUCCUGCUGCUCCUCUGCUGUUGCUCCUCCUGCUGUCACCUCCUCCUCCUCUUCCUCCUCCUCCUCCUCUUCCUGUCCAGCCCAGCAGGCUGCCUGCCCCAGCCAAGAAGUGACGAGCAGAGAAGAAGCCACAGUUCCCCCCAGUGUCCUCCCUCCUGUGGACACUGCACCUCCCCCUGCAAGCUUUAACACCAAUACACACCAUCUGUCUGCUAACCCCACCCAGGUACAACAACCUGCUGUCAGUCUGUCUGAACACACACACUUUGGAGCUCCCACAAGUAUUACUGCUAUUACUGUCUGUUGUGUCUGCUCCUCUUCCUCCUCCAGACCAGUUGAAACCACUUGCCUUUCCUGCAGCGCUCCCUGGUGUCCUCUGUUUCCUUCUCACCUGCUCUCCCUGAACUCCUUCAACAAAGACUUCAUUGCCCAGCUCUCCCAUCGUCUCAGCUCCAUCCUGAAGGAGCAACAGAUGAAGACAAGGGAAGAGGAAGAGAAGGAGGAGGAGACGGAGGAAGAGAAGCCAUCUGAAUCCAGGGAGGUUCAGUCCAGUGUGGAAGUCACCGAGGUGGGAUGUCCCAGCCCAGGCUCCAGAGAUGGAUACUUUGAGAUGGGUCUGGAUGACUCUGUUGAGGAGUCCGUCUGCUCCUCCUCCACAUCACUCGCUGUUCCCCCUGCAGAAGAGUCCAGUGCCCACCAGGGGGAGCUCUAUGAAGAGGAGGAGGAGGAGGAGGAGCAACUCCAGAUCAGCAGGGUUCUGUGGUGCUACUGUCUUCAGGUGAAGGAGGAGGUGGAGCAGAAGGAGGCGUGUCUGGUGCUGACGGACCGGCUGUUUGGCCUGAUGUACCUGUCAGAUGAUUUCACACGGACCAAUCAGGACGCAGACCAGCAGCAGAGUCCUCCUGUGGAGGAGGUGCUGUCCAGCCUGCAGCUGGAUCUCCUGGUGCCAUACUCCCAGCUCCGGCUCUCUUCUGAAACCGAGCUCCCUGACUCCUGCCUUGCAUUUGGCCUCCAAGCUGAACUGACCCGGUGGUACAUCUUCUCCGAGGCCAAGGAGCUCCAGCAAACCAAGGACGAGCUUACAGUGCUGAUGCAGGCAUCAGGGUCUCAUAAUGACCUAGAGCCCCCGAACGCUCCUCAGCUCCUCCCCCGCUCGGUCAUCAACUCCUGGGAGUUGGAGGAGAGUCAGGGAGCCCAGGGAGGCUAUCCUGCCCACCUCCUCCCUCCCUCUUCCUCCUCUAACCUGGACACCCACCCUCUCCUGUCAGACAUCUUAUCCAAGAGUAGGGAGCCCAGCCUUCCUUCUCUCCUCUUUCUCACCCACCGACACCUCUGGGUGCUGAAGAUCGACUUCAGAGAGCUUGCAGAAAGAGAGAGGGGCAGUGCUGACCUUCAUCACUCCUCCUCCUCCUCGUCCUGGUGCAGGCUGGUCCGUGUGCCCCUUGGCUCUGUGGUCCCUUACCCCAGAGAGAGAGCUUCUCCGCUUGUGGACAGAUCAAUAAACACCUCCUGCCCUGACCCAAAGCACCACCGCAGGAGGAGUCACACUGUGGAGCUGCUGCUGGGCGGCCAGAGGCUACUGCUGCUCUUCCCUCUGGCCCAGGACGCGAGCUCCUUCCUGAUGGAGCUGAGCCAGCGGAGAGCCUCUCUGGAGGGGCUGAAGAUGGUGGCCCUGCCCCGGCCUUCCACACCCUGUCCACAUCAAGGGCAACACACACAAGGCUUUUACCGAUCCAGGGACCAGUGCUGUUGUACCAGUACCAGGAAAUCACACAGCACCAGCAGCUGGGACUCAUCCCGCCUCCAGGUGGAGGAGAACCAGCCGUCCCCCCACCUAAUGCCGGGUCUCUCCCCAGGACUGAAGCUCCUGGCUGGGCUUGGAGGACAGCAACUGCUGACCUACUUCCACAAAUAUCUAGCGAUGUCUGAGGCAGAGGAGGUGAGACAGGUCUUGUGGCUGUCUGUGGUUCUCUACAAGUCUCCAGAGUCUGAGCUCACCUGCUGUUUGCUGCUCUCCACUGAUACGAUCUACUUCCUGCUGGAAGACUCCGCCUCUACGCUCGGUCAUCACUCAGUGUUGGACAUAAUGGACUCUGGAGAUCCUGCCGUCUGUCUGUGCUGCUGUCUGUCCAUCAGACUGUCUGAGCUGCUGUCUGUCAAUGUGGGACUGUUUGACCAGUACUUCAGAGUCGUAGGUCGUUCGGCUGAUCACAUCGUCUGCUGUCUCAGCAGGGACAGUUAUGGGACGAGCCUCUUCCUUCAGGAGCUGAUGUCAGCUCUCAGUCUGCAGCAGCAGCUUCCUCCUCCAGAGCCGUCAGAUCAGGACUUCUACUCUCAGUUCACAAACACAAACACAGGCAAGAUGCAGAACUAUGAGCUGGUCCACAGCAGCAGGGUGAAGUUUAUUUAUCCCAGUGAGGAGGAGAUGGGAGACCUGACCUUCAUCGUGGCAGAGAGGAAGACUCCAGCCAGCGCAGCGUCCUCGUCUUCGCGCUCCUUCAACGUCCUGCUGUACCUGCUGGUCUUCCAGGUCCAGAUCCCCAGCAGUUUGCCCAACCAAGGCUCUGCUCUCUCAGGCCACUCCCCCUCUGUUUCUGGCUCUGCCCUGUCUCCUGUACUCCAGCCCAGGACUUUGAUCCUGACCAGCACUGAUGUGUUCCUAUUGGACGAGGACUAUGUCAGCUAUCCUCUGCCCGACUUCGCCAAAGAACCUCCCUCCAGGGAGCGAUACCAGCUUCGUGAGGCUCGGAGAAUCCGGGACCUGGACCGGGUCCUGCUGGGGUACCAGACAUACCCUCAGGCUCUGACCCUGGUCUUUGAUGACCUGCCUGGCCCUGACCUGCUCUGCCACCUCACCAUGGACCACUUCGCCGCCGGUGUGCAGGAAGCCCCGAACAGAGGGGCCGGGGCCAGUGGGGGCGCAGAGGGCGAGGUCCAAUGGUGUGUCUUUGUCCCAGGAGCCGACAGCAGAGAGAGGCUGAUCUCACUUCUCGCUCGCCAGUGGGAGGCGCUGUGCAGCCGGGAGCUUCCUGUUGAGCUGACUGGCUGAUUGGUCAACGAGGAUGACAAACACAUGGGUGCCAAUGGGAGCUGACUGGCAGGAGGAGUCAGUGUAUGACCAGGAUAAUACACACGGAUUCAGGGCUUGAUUGGCUCUUAAAGGGCCUCAAUAUGCUUCAAACAUACUAGUUUGUACCAAGUGUUGUCCAACCAGGACUAAAGGCAAAGCAUUCUUGUGCUGCUCUGAAUGGUCUCAGAGAAGGUCGAGCUGCAGUGAAUCAGCAAUGCACAUUUACAGUCUCUCCUUGCGGGCAUUCAUGGUGUUGCACGCUGUUGUUCACAUGAAAAGUAACAAGUGUUUGUGUGAAGAAAGGAAAAAAGAGACCUAGAGAGAUUUUAAAUACGUCUACUCACAUACCUCGAUGCACCUCGCCACUCAUAUAUCCCAGCAUGGCAUUUUUUCUGAUUUGAGCAGCUGUCUGUGAGGAUUAUUCUCAGUAAGCACACCAGAGAACAAAUACGGGUCUUUCUUGACAUCAUUUUGACAUUGUGUUUUGACAAAAGUCAAGCCAGGUUAAACCUUCUGCCAGAUCACCUAUAUCGUUCUCGCCAAAGCCACCAGACCCAAUUUACAGCAUCAGUAAUUUUAUCACUGUAAAACACACUUCAUGUUUCAUGGAUCUUUAACUUCAACAAACUUCCAAAAUAAAACUCCCAAAAACCAUCUUGGUUCAUCUUUUCACUAGUCUAACAAUCACUUCCAAUUAGGGUUUGGUCAAAAAUAUUAUAUGUGAAAAUAUUCCGGCUUAACUCACUUUUUUUCCCUGUUGUUUCUCUUAUGUCCGCCCUCUCUCUUGCUCUUCUCACAGAAUUUUCUCCUCUAAUGCGGUGAGUUAAGGGUUUAUUACGACCAAACCAGAGUUGAUGGUGAUUGUUGUAACAGUGAAAAUACUAACCAGGAUGGUUUUGGUGAGUUUUAAUUUGCUUCAGUCGGGUUUGAAGGAAGUGUGUUUUACAGUAAUAAAAUGACUGUAUUUGCAAAUGGAGUCUGGUUGCUUUGCCAAGAGUGGUAACGACUGUAUCUGGGUAAACCAAAAGGAUCUUACCCUUGAAGAAAAAGGUGCAUCUCUGUAGGUAUCCUCAAAGGAGCUAGUUCAAAUGAGAUGUUGACUGACCACGACGAAAGUCAAAGUGUUUCUCUGUGUUCUGUAUGUCCACACUGGAAAGUGGGUUGAAAAGCCUGCUGUCACUGCAUGGGCGUGAUUGUUGGUUUCCGAAAGUCAGAAAAAUUACAACUUUUCAUGUUAAAUGAUCCAUCAAACACUUAGUUUGAAGCAUACUGAGGCCUUUAGUCGUACUUUUUUUACAAAAUGGAAGGGAUGCGGUUCUGACCACACACUGUUUGGUGUCCGCCACAGAAAAAUAAACUGAGACUUAGUAGGACUCAGUAGACACCAGACUGCCAUCACAGACUGUAGAAGAGGCCUCUGACCUCACAUGGAGCUGAAGUAGUAGUGAUUUUCUGGCACAACCUCACUUUCUUGCAAAGUAUCUCACACAAAGGAGAUUUACUUAUUUGGUGAAAGACUUAACUGACAGACAGACUGGUGUUGCACAGCAGGGGGCGCUGCAGACAGUCCACAGGAGUUCUAUUUGAUUUUAAUCAACAUCACUGUAACAGCUUGUCAUUUCUGGUAAAUCUUCUUGUUCGCUGUCUCAUCUAGAGUCAGAUUAAAAGAUGCAUCUCAGUUUCAUCUCUGCGUUUCCAGCCCAAAGAUCCAGGAUGUGUUAGCCUAGCUUAGCACAAAGACUGGAAGCAGGGGGAAACUGCUAGCCUAGUUCCAUCAAAAGAGAAAAAGCAUCUACCUUCCAACAACUCCAAAGCUGACUGAUAUACAUGUUGUUAUUAUGUAAAGUUACUCUUAAUACCAAAAAUCACUUUUAUACGUUUCCAUUUUUACAUUGCGCAGUGUGACUCUGGGUGAGGCAACAAGCCGAUUUCCCAAAAUGUUGGACUGUUGUUUUAAGUAGCACACACACACACACACACACACACAUACACACUGCUGCUUGGCACAAUAUGCUCCCUGAACAUUUUAUUCCUUGCACAUUGUAAUUAAUUAAGCAGUAUUACUGAACUGUAUAUUGUUAUUAAUAUUAUAUUAAUAUAAUUAAUUAAUAAUUUUUGCUUUUGGACAGACGGAUGUUUUCCAUCCUGAAGCUGAUUUUGUACUAAACCUGAAGGUUGUGAUGAUGUUUCCAAUAUGAGCUCUGAAAUGUCAUAUUUAGUAUUAUCAUUGAGUAUUAUUUUUUAUAUUUUCUUUGUGUUUUAUUUUAUUGUAUAUUGCAUUUUUCAUGCAUUAUUAUCGACAAAUGGGAAGCCCGCCAGCGUUGGACACCCCCACCCUUCACCACUGUUUACGUUACAUGUUGUUGUCUUGUUAAAGGGGAAUGCCACUGAAUUAAAGUGAAAGUGAAGAAAAAUGAAAACAUUUACAAAUUCCUUUUUGGUUUAGCAACGUUUUUUUUGUUCUUGGAAAAUCAGCAGAAUUUAACCACAGUUUCGCACUUUUGAGCUGAUGCAGCAAUUAAACCAGAAAACCAGUCUGACUGUUGGAUUAGUUGUUGAAAUGGCAACUGAAACGGACUCUAGGAUGGACACAGUAACUGCAAAGGUUCAUUUUAGCCACAUUAAGUCUGGAAAUCUUAGUGUGUUAGCCUUUGUCUUUUGUCUUAGCCAAUGGUGUGAGAUUAUUCCAAAUUAAAAUAAAAAUCAGGUUUCACAAAUCAUCUUUAUAGCAAUGCAGAGAUCAGCAACAAUUCAUUACUAUUGCAGUGACCUGCUUUUUUCUGCAUUGCUUUAUUUAGCUUUGUUUAGUGCAGGGUUGUCUGUCAAAACCGUUGACCUUCGAUCAACUUUUUCUGGACUGCAACUCGCGGUCAUCUAGCAAUGUGCUCUGGUGGCCAAUCAAAAACGUGCAAGCAAACAUUCCUUGUAAAUUUCUUUGUAACAUGGACACCUUGUUUCUACUGUUUACCUUUUGAUCGAUUUUGAUGCUGAAAAACAAAAUAAUUCUCAGCGUAACAACAUCCUGUCUCAUAGUAUUAUAAACCACUGUGCUGUGGUUUGGUAUCUGAUAAGCCAUAAAAGUCAUGGAUCUGCAGGCUUUCAGGCUGAAAACGGCCCUCCAUUAAAACGAACAGUGGCAUUGUGUUGGUGGGAGCAUGUUUGUUUGUUUGUAUAGCAUCUUUCAGCAACCAAGCAGUACGAAAAGACCAUGUAAAAAGACAAGUAAUGCAAAUGUAAGUAGAAUUUAAAAUGAGUAAACUAUAAAAAUAAGCUAAGAAUGA
Messenger RNA from Chelmon rostratus (copperband butterflyfish), 7932 nucleotides. It is a transcript of the gene nisch, whose product is annotated as nischarin. The transcript is spliced from 28 exons. Gene Ontology annotation, molecular function: phosphatidylinositol binding; protein kinase binding; integrin binding. NCBI's taxonomy places the organism in Eukaryota, Metazoa, Chordata, Actinopteri, Chaetodontiformes, Chaetodontidae. Gene Ontology annotation, cellular component: cytoplasm. The record is from RefSeq and is a predicted model, not a curated record. Bases 110 to 4630 code for a protein of 1506 amino acids.